Molecule: messenger RNA, 1581 nt
Organism: Fukomys damarensis (Damara mole-rat)
Lineage: Eukaryota; Metazoa; Chordata; Mammalia; Rodentia; Bathyergidae
Gene: Gpn3
Product: GPN-loop GTPase 3
Exons: 8
Coding region: 431-1219 (262 amino acids)
Molecular function (GO): GTPase activity
Source: RefSeq, a predicted model, not a curated record
UGCGCGUGGGAAGAGAUUAUUUGUGGAAGAAAAGUCAUGGAAAGCAAAUAUACAUGCUCCCUAAAACAAAAGGGUCAGUAUUCCAGACCCUCAGCAAAUUGCAUAUCUUGAGCGUCAACAUAUAAUUCAAACAUCAGUUGCAAACCGAGGGUCAAAGCAUCAGGACGAGAACAGUUGAGGGUUGACCGUUAUCACCCAGGCAACCAGGCUUAGCCGGUUCCUUCUACUGCGGGUUUCCGGCAACUACUUCUGCGCUUGCUCAAAUCCUUCGUGUCAGACCGUAGUCUCUUAAGGACCAGUUUCUCAUUUAACUUGGCCCGAGGAACGCUCCGUACUCAGGAGUGUGGGCGAACUGGAGACGUAAAAGGGAUUUGGAUUGCGAUUGGUUCACAUUUAAUGUUCCCGGAACUCGAGCACCUACUGUGCUACCAUGGUCCAGCACUGUGAAGCCCUCAACCGGUCUGUCCAGGUGGUAAAUCUAGACCCGGCAGCAGAACAUUUCAACUACCCUGUGAUGGCUGAUAUCCGGGAACUGAUUGAAGUGGAUGAUGUGAUGGAGGAUGACUCUCUCCGGUUUGGUCCCAAUGGAGGAUUGGUGUUUUGCAUGGAGUACUUUGCCAAUAAUUUUGACUGGUUAGAGAACUGUCUUGGCCAUGUGGAAGAUGACUACAUCCUUUUUGACUGUCCAGGUCAGAUUGAGUUGUACACUCAUCUGCCUGUGAUGAAACAGCUGGUCCAGCAGCUGGAACAGUGGGAGUUCCAAGUCUGUGGCGUGUUCCUUGUUGAUUCUCAAUUCAUGGUAGAGUCCUUCAAGUUUAUUUCUGGCAUCCUGACAGCCCUGAGUGCCAUGGUCUCUUUAGAAAUCCCACAAGUUAACAUCAUGACGAAAAUGGAUCUUCUGAGUAAGAAAGCUAAAAAGGAAAUUGAGAAGUUUCUAGAUCCAGAUAUGUAUUCUUUGUUGGAAGAUUCGACCAGUGACAUAAGAAGCAAAAAAUUCAAAAAAUUGAAUAAAGCUAUAUGCGGACUGAUUGAUGACUACAGCAUGGUUCGGUUUUUACCUUUUGAUCAGUCAGAUGAAGAAAGCAUGAACAUCGUGUUACAGCAUAUCGAUUUUGCCAUUCAGUAUGGAGAAGACUUGGAAUUUAAAGAACCAAAGGAGCACGAAGAUGAGUCUUCCUCUAUGUUUGAUGAAUAUUUCCAAGAAGGCCAGAAUGAAUGAGAUUUUCACUAAAUAUAUGUAUGAAGAUCUUGUGACGAAAUCAGCAGAAUAUUCUCUUCAAAAGAGGCAGUAGUAGAAAGCUGCUUAUUUUAAUGAAAAAAGGAGUACUUGGCUGUUUGCCAGGAACAUCCCUGGAUCAAGUUCUAAGUUACUCUGAAACUGCUUCUGUUGAAGGGGAAUCUUUUAGACCUGGAAGAGGAGCCCAGUGGAAGAAUACCAUGAAGCACAUGUAAAGCCCUGGCUUUGAUUCCCAGGACAUUGUUGGGGGCGGGGGCUGGAAUCUUUAGUAGGAUUCUAAUAGCAUAAAUUUUUUUUUUUUUGGUGCUGGGGAUCCAACUUGGCUCAGGCGGUGGAACCACUGA